Archocentrus centrarchus (flier cichlid) is the source of this 861-nucleotide messenger RNA. It is a transcript of the gene mrps23, whose product is annotated as mitochondrial ribosomal protein S23. The record is from RefSeq and is a predicted model, not a curated record. Bases 156 to 692 code for a protein of 178 amino acids. Gene Ontology annotation, molecular function: structural constituent of ribosome. Lineage: Eukaryota; Metazoa; Chordata; Actinopteri; Cichliformes; Cichlidae. Gene Ontology annotation, cellular component: mitochondrion; ribosome. Gene Ontology annotation, biological process: translation. The transcript has 5 exons.
CAUUAAGCACCCUCGGGGUUUGCUGUCGAUUUUGGCCAUUCUAAGCACCCGUACCGUCACUGCAUGAGCGUCCGGACGGGCCUGUCUCAGUCUGUUUAUCAAACCAAGUCCUAUUUUAUCGCACAUUCAGGACAGAGACAGAAGAAAAGGUCCAGAUGGCGGGGAGUAGACUGGAGAAGUGCGGCACGGUGUUCACAAGGGUUAGAGAUUUGAUACGCUCUGAAGUCAUAAAACCAAAGGAGAAACCCAUCUGGUAUGAUGUGUACAAGGCCUUCCCCCCAAAGAGGGACCCACUUCACGUGAAACCAAAUCCCAGACCGUCUGCUAAGAAACAGGGAGUUGUGCCUGAAAUCUUCUACAGUGAGGAUGAAAUUAGAGCGAGAUUCUAUGAGCUGUAUGGAACAGGUUCACGGCCUGUUGAUCUCUCCAAAUCAAACUUUGUUUCUACAUGUCAGCGGUUUGUGGACAAGUACACAGAGUUAAAGAACCGUAGCGUGCCGGGUAACGCUUCUCUGUUUGAGGAGACCGCGAAGACUUUACUCACAGAAGGUAUCAUCCUGAGAAGGCGAGGAGGGCCUCCUGUUUUGGCAGAGUCCAGGGAUCCAGUGCUUGAGCUGAAACUAACAGACAUGUUGGCAGAGCAACAUCCAGCUGGGACUGACACACAGAAGACAACAGAAGAUAAAUCUUAGACCGCAGCAGCUCAACAUUCAUUUGAUGAACUGUACAUUCUCUCCAUCUGACCAGCUGUUCUGCUCUUUCUGUGACAUCCAUCAGUCAUGCUCAUCUUAAUAUUUUCAAGACUGUCCAUUGCACGCUGCACCAUCAGCAGGAUGUUAUUAAAGAAUUGACAGAGCUAUA